AGGAAGGAAGACCCCGAACCAACCGCCGCCACGACACCGACGGCCUGAGGUGGUUGGGCACAGGUUGUCCGUCGACCAGAGUCUCCUGGCUCUCUGUCCGAGAGUGAAUGCGGUUGAUGCUGCUCUGCUGCACCUGGAAGGACGGACGCAUGGGAGAGGAGGAUGCUGGAGAAAGUUUACCCGUGUGUGCGGGGUGCAAAUUGAGGAUCUACGAUGAGCAGUACCUUCAGGCUCUCAAGACUGACUGGCACAUCGUCUGCUUCAGAUGCUGUGAGUGCAGCACCUCGUUGUCCCACUGGUACUAUGAAAAAGAUGGACGGCUCUUCUGCAAAAAUGACUACUGGGCCAAGUUUGGAGAGCUGUGCCAUGGCUGCAAUGACCUUAUCACCACUGGCCUCAUUAUGGUUGCAGGGGAGCAAAAAUAUCACCCUGAAUGCUUCACCUGUCUGAACUGCAGGACAUUCAUCGGUGAUGGAGACACAUACGCUCUGGUGGAGAGAUCCAAACUCUACUGUGGUCACUGCUACUACGAGACCAUCGUCACCCCCGUAUCGCUGCCGGACUCGCCAUGCUCACGGAUCCCUCACACAGUCACGCUGGUGUCGAUCCCUGCGUCCGCCGAGGGUGCCAACGGGCGUCGGGGGAGGGGCUUCUCUGUGGCUAUCAACCAGCCGCUCAGCCCGAAUGAAGACUGCAGUCCUGAACUUGGACGCACAGUCAGGGUCUCCCAAGUGGAUGCCAACUGCAUCAGUCCAGAUGUGAAAAAUUCCAUCCACGUGGGAGACAGGAUCCUAGAAAUCAAUGGGACUCCCAUUCACAACGUUCCUUUGGAUGAGAUCGACCUGCUCAUUCAGGAGACGAGUCGGCUGCUCCAGCUCACGAUCGAACACGACCCUCACAAUCAGGUGCAAGAGGAGAGCACUUCAGAGAUUGGAGAACAGGUUGAUGGCCCCCUGUUCCCCUCACUGUCUGGGGGGCCCAGCCCCAUCCUGCCCAUCACACAACCCCCCAUUCCUGACAUCAGCAACCUGAAAUCGCGCCUUGUCACGCGGAGCUACAGCAUCGAUAAGUCGCCAGGUUCCAGCAAAACUGCGUCGCCCAUCUCGCCAAGGAAAGACGUCAAUCGUUCCGAGUCGCUUCGAGUCGUCUCCAACCGGACACACCGCAUCUUUCGUCCCUCUGACCUCAUCCACGGAGAAGUUCUUGGGAAGGGCUGCUUCGGACAGGCCAUCAAGGUGACCCACAGGGAAACAGGAGAGGUGAUGGUGAUGAAAGAGCUGAUUCGCUUCGAUGAUGAGACGCAAAGAACAUUCCUGAAAGAGGUAAAGGUCAUGCGUUGCUUGGAUCACCCCAAUGUGCUCAAGUUCAUUGGCGUCCUCUACAAAGACAAGCGACUGAACUUCAUAGCAGAGUACAUAAAGGGAGGCACCUUGAGGGAAAUCAUCAAGAAAAUGGAUAGCAACUACCCAUGGAACCAACGGGUCAGUUUUGCCAAGGACAUAGCUGCUGGGAUGUCAUAUCUGCAUUCCAUGAACAUCAUCCACCGAGACCUGAACUCUCACAACUGUCUUGUCCGUGAGAACAACACAUUGGUGGUGGCAGACUUUGGGUUGGCACGGCUCAUGGUGGACGACAAACACGAGGAGAAAUUUCCGCCGGGUAAACUGCCAGGUCUGAAGAGGCCUGAUCGCAGGAAGAGGUACACAGUGGUGGGGAACCCCUACUGGAUGGCCCCUGAAAUGAUCCACGGAAAGAGUUAUGACGAGAGGGUGGACAUCUUUUCAUUCGGUAUUAUGCUGUGUGAGAUCAUUGGCAGGGUCAAUGCUGACCCGGACUACCUCCCCAGGGCGGUGGACUUUGGACUGAACGUGUCAGGCUUCCUCGAACACUACUGUCCCCCCGAUUGUCCCAUUGCUUUCUUCCCCAUAGCUGCUGUGUGCUGUGACCUUGACGCUGAUAAACGCCCGGCUUUCUCCAAACUGGAGGAAUGGUUGGAGAACCUGAAGAUGCACUUGGAAAUGAGUCUGCCGCUUGUGUCUGAAGUAGAGCAGCUGCACAAGGCCUUCUGGGAGAACAACAGCAUCACGUGGCCCGAAAACGGCCUGCACGUCCACCCAGAACAGCCAGAGUAAGGCGGGACGAGGGCAGGAGAGCGUCCAAGUGACAGCCUGCUUCCUUGUGGUGAAGGAAGCAUGUAUUGUAACUCUCUCCACACCCCAAGCAGAUGCAAUACAUGCAGCCUGGUUCAGGCCUAACAAGUAGACUCAGGGGGACAAUUGUGCAUCUGAAAAGCCACUUGUUCAAGAGAAGCGCACGUUGUCAAAGUCCAGUGGAGAGACUUUGACUAUGAGAGCUUGAUUCUACUGCACAUGAUGCUUAAAGUAGAGCAUGACGUAUGCAAUCAGCAUCCGCCUUCCAAAUUGUAACUCAGCUCUUGUGUAAUGUAGAUUUACAUUUGCAGUUACUGCAGUGUAUACAUAUAUGUGGCUUAACCAGCUAAACAACAAAGCAGGAAAAAAAAAAAGUCUUCAAUUUUGGGCUUCUACAGAACACAUCACACACAUGUGUUUUUCAAGUGUUACUUUGAUUUAAUAGUGAGUACUGUCUAGAGAGUGCAUGCCUGUACAUUUUGGUUUCAGUCUCAUUCAUCCUGUCCUAAAACUGUUAAUGCUGAUUGUGUAGCACUGAUUCAACUGUGAGGCACACACACACACAAACACGCACCCACACACACUCACACACACACACGUACACUGUUAAGGCUAAAAUGUUUCAUAGUCUUUUGCAUUUCUCCUUCCUGGUAAUGUGGCAUCUUCAAUAUUCCAAUGUGCACUAGUGUACAUAGGUGACGACAUUGUAAAUGUGGUAAAUAUUGUAAAUGUAAAGACAUAUUUUAUAUACGUAUUUGCAUUAUUGCCAUAUUCUUAUUGGUUGGCCUGACUUACAGUUAUGGAAGUUGAAAAGGUUUUACUGCAGUUUAUGCGGGCCAGCAUUUGCUAGACGAUUACGUUUUACUCCGUUUGAUCUCAUGAUGUGUUGCAAUGUUUCAUCCAGUGUCUGGUUGGUUGCUCCUAUAGAGUUUCCUGCAUUGAAUCUUUUCCGUUAACUUUUGGAAUAUGAUUAAAACACCCUUCAAAUUCUGAAAAGCUAACAGUCUAUCUAUACUGUAUACAGUAUAUCUUUAUAUUGUUCAUCUGAGUAAUACCAGGCUCAUAGUGUGUGUCCUCCUACUGUAUGUUUACAUGUACAUUCUGUCUGUAAAUAUCACAUUAUACUGUGUGACUUUACACGUUUUGUCAGUCUAUGUCCAUUGCAGUAAUGUGCACAAUGGCACUGCGUUGGAAAUGAUCGCUUCCACAAAGUUUCUCACUUGCACCAUUUAAAUCUGUUGGCUGUAAACAAAAAAUUCUGUUUUAUUUCUGGCUUAUGUUCACAAAAGCUGCAUGGUACAAUUACGAAAGUUGGUCUGCCUUCGAAGCCUGAAUAUUGUGAUGUUAAAUAACAUUUUGAAGUAGAUAUUAAAGAACAGCAUCUGUUUUAUAUAAAUAUAUGGAAACCACUGAAAUCUUUUGUAUAGAUUUUCAUUUGCACUAUAUUAACCAAAUGGCUAGUUCAAGCCAUGUUUUUUUUGUUUGUUUGUUUUGCUUCUUUGGGCUACUUGUGAUAAUAAGGAGAUAAUGUUGGUUCAGGUUGAUAUAAUGAUGCAAGACACUGGUUGAGCCUUUGAAAAUGUUAUAUUCAGGAAAAUCCAGCCCCUUGACAUUAAACUGGACUUGAUUUGUGAAAAUGUAACAUUUUGCACGUUGCUUGUGCAAUUUUGAUUGAACAUCAUCAUCCAUCUGUGGUGACAAUUUAGUUUACAUUUUAAAGAUACGAGCAUGUCCAGUUUGAAAGCUCGGGGAGAAUAGAGUUUUCCUGUGUUUGCUUCUCCGAGGAUGUGAUGUCCCAGCUUUGCUUGCUGCCUUGCUCAGUGGUCCUUGCCAACCAAGUCGUUUGUAGUGUCUGAUGACUGGGCUGCAAACACUGAGUCUUUUAUCCCAAAACAGCACUUAACUUUCACCUCUUCAUCACUCCUUUGGCUCAGGGCCGUCCUUUCCUGGUGUUCCUUCACCAGGAAGUCAAUCCACAACACAGUAGUAAACAAUGAGACUUAAAGAGCAUGUGAUAACUGUACAGCUUUCUAUUCAAAACUGCUUAUUCAUCGCAAACCAUUCCGCAGUGAUGUGUUAUCACUAAUUCCUGUGUGAACAUGUUGAUGAUGUCUCUGUGAGGACGGCGUGAUGAUCAAUUAGAAUGUUGCCGCAGCACUUCUUUGCAAAGGAUCAAUACCUCUGAUCAAUGCUGUGCCUUUGUUUGUUGUAAGCUAGCCUUGCCAACGACUUGAAAAAUGACCUGAUUUCCUGAUUAUUCUUUUUUUUUUUCUUUUUUUUUUGUAAUGUAUCAUACGUGCAAGCCUGACUCCAGUGGACUGAAUAUCAUUGCUGAUAGUGUUUGUACAAGAUUUUCUUCCAGUCCCAUUUCAUAUUUGUAUUUUCCUGACCUUCACUCUCAUGUUUUGAUAUUUUAAUAUUAUACUUCUUCUUUUGUUGUCUUAUUUAAUUUUUACGCAAGCUGUGAAUACAAUUCUGCACUUUAAAUCCUGAACGUGAACAUUCGAACUCCCGAGAUGAGUGUUUUUUUUUGUUUUUCUUUUUACUUUUUGUCACAGCUGAAAAUAAAAUUGUUUCUCUUUAAACAAACGAGUUUGUGUU
Phycodurus eques (leafy seadragon) is the source of this 4751-nucleotide messenger RNA. It is a transcript of the gene limk1a, whose product is annotated as LIM domain kinase 1a. The transcript has 16 exons. Gene Ontology annotation, cellular component: cytoplasm; nucleus; neuron projection. Gene Ontology annotation, molecular function: protein binding; protein serine/threonine kinase activity; ATP binding. Gene Ontology annotation, biological process: actin cytoskeleton organization; protein phosphorylation; positive regulation of stress fiber assembly. Bases 108 to 2132 code for a protein of 674 amino acids. The record is from RefSeq and is a predicted model, not a curated record. NCBI's taxonomy places the organism in Eukaryota, Metazoa, Chordata, Actinopteri, Syngnathiformes, Syngnathidae.